GCGUACCGCUCAACGUUAGUUUUCUCCGGUUCGUUUCGCAAUAUCAAUGCGUUGCGGUGCCACUGAUUGCAGUUUCAAAUAGCAUUCCUAGUUAAAUUGCAUAAGCUCCAAAGUCAAGGUCGAACAAUGUGCGGUAUUUUUUCGAUAUUUCUCAACGAGCGACACCGUCGUCUUUAUGGCGGUGAAACAGAUCUGUGUGGAAGGAAAGAGUCCCUGCGGGAGUUGGCCUUCCGACAGUCGGCCAGACAGAGGCACCGUGGUCCGGAUCACACCGGUUUGGUGGCUGACGAGGACGAAGGAUUUGUGCUAGUCCAGGAGAGACUGUGUGUGAUUGGGGUGAAAACGGGAACUCAACCGUUCGUGUCCCAAGAUGGCCAAGUGCUGUUGGUGGCCAAUGGCGAAAUCUACAACUAUCUGCUGAUGGCACAGGAAAUCAACGACGCACUUGAGGCAGGGGAGAGCACCUACACUCCGAGAAGUGAUUGCGAUGUCAUCAUUGCAUAUUACGAGAAGUUUGGCGUUGAUGUGCUCAUGAAGAACAUUCGAGGCAUGUUCGCAUUUGUUCUGUACGAUAAGAAAAAUGGCUGUAUAUUGGUGGCGCGCGACCCGAUUGGAAUAGUUCCACUCUACAGUGGGAAAGACGUUGAGGGCAACUUGUGGAUAGCCAGUGAAAUGAAGUGUUUAGUGGAAAAGUGCUCAGAAGUAGAGAUAUUCCCGCCAGGCCACAUGUACUAUGGAUCGAGACAAAAGUUGAAACCAGUGAGCUAUUUCGACUCUGAUUGGAUGUACGAGAUCCCUCGAGCAAAGGUGGAUUUGGAACGGUUGAAAAAGAGUCUGGAGGAUGCAGUUGAAUCUCAUUUGCAGUGUGACGUUCCGAUGGGAGCAUUGCUCAGUGGUGGUCUGGAUUCGAGCUUAAUCGCGUCCAUAGCCACAAAAAUUAUGAAAAAACGACAUGGGCCAGAUUAUCGAUUGAAAACCUACAGCGUGGGACUUGUCGGUGGACCAGAUUUUGAAUUCGCGCGCAUGGUUGCCGACUACAUCGGAAGUGAUCACACAGAGGUGUACUUUACGAUCGACGAAGGACUCAACUAUAUUCGCGAUGCUGUUCUACACGGAGAAACCUACGACAUCACGACGGUUCGCUGCACCAUUCCGUUGCUGUUGCUUUCGAGAUACAUCAAAAGCGAAGGUAUCAAAAUGGUACUCUCCGGUGAGGGAGCAGACGAGCUAUUCGGAGGAUACCUCUACUUUCAUCAAGCGCCAAAUGCAGAAGAAUUCCACUUCGAAACGGUAAAGCGUGUGCAGAACCUCCAUUACGCAGAUUGUCUUCGUGCAAACAAGGGAACUUCCGCAUGGGGCCUGGAAUUGCGUGUCCCCUUCCUGGAUACGGACUUUGUCAACUAUGUGAUGAGCAUCCGCCCGGAAGAUCGCAAGCCCCAGAACAAAAUCAACGGUUUGGUACAACCCAUGGAGAAGUACAUCCUGCGGGAAGCUUUCGCUGAGGAUUAUCUUCCGCAAAAAGUCCUCUGGCGACAGAAGGAGCAGUUUUCCGAUGGAGUUGGUUACACGUGGAUCGAUACCAUCACCAAGUACGCGGCGUCCCACAUCAGUGAUGCCGAGUUUUCUUCCGCGGCUGCACGAUUCCCCAUCAACCCGCCGCCAACCAAGGAGGCUUACUACUACCGGCAGAUCUUCAAGGAGCUGUUCCCACAUGAGAGCUGUGCGUCAACCGUCACCAGAUGGGUGCCUCGGACAGAUUGGGGCUGCUCCGCAGAUCCAUCCGGUCGGAAGCAGACGAUACACAAGGAGAAUGUGUGAAUUGAGGGACUAUUUGUUUAUCUUAAAUUGCUAUAAGGUAGCUAAGUUCCUCAAACAAUCCAUGUCGAAUGCAUAGUAUGGUCACAGAUAAACAGACGUAACACAAACAAAAUUUCCAUCGCGUCAAAUGAUUAUUUCAAAUUUCUUAAGUACCUAGAUAUCACAUUCCGCAACCAUGCGCGCAUCGUUGAGCUUUGUGUUUGAAGUUCAAACUUGCGCCUUUUGCAGGCCUGGUUGCACAUGAUCGCUUACGAAAGCAUGGUGUGAAAUGAGAGACGAAUUUUCAAGAAAAUCGAUCUGAGUGUUACGUCUGUUUAUCUAUAAUACGAUUACUUGCUUUACAUAUUUGCUAAUAGUUGUUGAAUUAGAUCUCUUUGAAAGUUUUACCAGUUUUACUUUAUACAAUUUCUGCUGAAAUACUGUUAAAAAGCGCAAAGAUCUCAAGGAUCAAUGAUCCUUGACGGCAAAGAAAAAUUUCUUUAAUAAAGAAUUGAAAAAAAAAACUCUCCUAUAUGUAUUAUAGAUCAACUACCACCAUCUUGGGAUAAGAAACAUUGACAAUGUGUAAAAAUUAGUAUUAUCUGAUCUAUUCGAAAAAAUCGUAAUUACUGAUCGUAUUUUACGUGUAUUUAAAUCUGAAA
Molecule: messenger RNA, 2459 nt
Organism: Aedes aegypti (yellow fever mosquito)
Lineage: Eukaryota; Metazoa; Arthropoda; Insecta; Diptera; Culicidae
Gene: AsnS
Product: asparagine synthetase [glutamine-hydrolyzing] 1
Exons: 1
Coding region: 127-1818 (563 amino acids)
Cellular component (GO): cytosol
Molecular function (GO): asparagine synthase (glutamine-hydrolyzing) activity
Source: RefSeq, a predicted model, not a curated record